GAAAUUGCCCUGUCAGGAGAACUGUGGUUUCUGCAAAGUGUUGUGCUGUUAGCUGCUUGUCCAUUGCUAGCUAAGGUCAUAUUUCACUUUUGGGCAAGUUUGCUCAAAAUGCAAGGCGAGAAGCUGGAACCAGUAAAUUACUAUGUGGGAAUUGAUGUUGGCACAGCAAGCGUUCGUGCGGCUUUGGUAGACCAAUUUGGGACGGUAGUGGCUUACGCAGACCAGCCAAUUCAAAUUUGGGCACCACAACCAGGCUACUAUGAGCAAUCCUCUGAUGACAUCUGGGCUGCUUGUUGUAUAGUUACAAAGAAAGUUAUCCAAGGAAUUGAUAUUUCUCAAAUUCGAGGACUUGGCUUUGAUGCUACCUGUUCCCUUGUUGUUCUCAAUAGCCAUUUCCAGCCCUUGGCAGUUAACUUGGAAGGAGAAUGCAGCAGAAACAUUAUCAUGUGGAUGGACCACCGUGCAGCUGAUCAAGUGGCACGCAUCAAUGGGACACAGCAUGAUGUCUUGCGCUUUGUUGGUGGUGCAGUAUCUGUUGAGAUGCAGCCGCCUAAGUUGCUAUGGAUGAAAGAAAAUUUGCGAGAGUCUUGCUGGGAAAAGGCUGAGUACUUCUUUGAUCUGCCGGAUUUCUUGUCGUGGAAAGCAACAGGUGCCACUGUGAGGUCUUUGUGUACGUUGGUGUGUAAAUGGAUGUACUCUUCAGAGAAAGGCUGGGAUGAUAGUUUCUGGAAACAGAUUGGAUUAGAAGAUCUGGUGGCAAACAAUUAUGCAAAGAUAGGAAAUGAAGCUCUCGCUCCAGGAGCUCCAGUUGGAAAUGGUCUAACUGCAGAGGCUGCAAAAGACCUGGGCCUUUCAAAGGGGAUGGCCGUAGCUGCUUCUCUGAUUGAUGCACAUGCUGGAGGAAUAGGCAUGAUUGGAGCCAAUGUGAAGGGGCAGAACCUGCUCUGUGAAAAUCAACCAAUAACAUCCCGAAUUGCUGUGAUAUGUGGAACAUCUUCAUGCCACAUGGUGAUAAGCAAGAGCCCUGUCUUUGUCCCUGGGGUUUGGGGACCCUAUUACUCAGCGAUGGUGCCAGGUUUCUGGCUAAAUGAGGGAGGCCAAAGUGCUACAGGUAAACUGGUUAAGCUACUGUCAAUUGAACCCUACACAUGUUCACUCAGAAAACACAUUGUCCAAGGACAUGCCGCUUUCCCAGAACUACAAACAAAAUCUGCAGCCAGUGCUCAAAGUAUAUAUGCAUACUUGAACAGUCACCUGGAUCUGAUUAAGAAAUCUUUGCCUGUGGGUUUCCUCACUGUUGAUUUACAUGUUUGGCCAGAUUUCCAUGGCAACCGAUCUCCCCUUGCAGAUCUGACUCUAAAGGGCAUGGUGGUGGGAUUGACAUUAUCUCAAGGCCUUGAUGAUCUUGCUCUUAUCUAUCUAGCAACAAUUCAGGCCAUUGCACUGGGAACGAGGCACAUUGUGGAAACCAUGCAAGCUGCAGGGCACCGUGUCAACACCAUCUUCAUGUGUGGUGGACUGAGCAAGAACCCGCUCUUUGUGCAGAUGCAUGCAGACAUCAUGGGCAUGCCUGUUGUGCUGGCUGAAGAAGUAGAAUCUGUUCUAAUGGGUGCUGCUAUUCUUGCGGCUUGUGCUUCUAAAGAUUUUGCUUCUCUUCAGGAUGCUAUGGAAAAGAUGGGGAGAGUUGGGAGAAUUGUGCUGCCAAACCACAAGGAUAAAAGAUUUUACGACAAGAAAUACCAGGUGUUUCUAAAACUUGUGCAACAUCAGCAAGAGUAUAAAACCAUAAUGCAGAAUGUGUAAUCAGCAUGAAGGGAAAAAUCGCUUAUGUUGGAAGAUUAUUUUUCCUCUAUCACAUUAUUGAUGAUUUUAUCUAAAUCAGUGACAAUCCACAAUGUUCCUUUAUUGCUAAUAAAAUGCAGAAUACUUUUAGCCUGUUGAGCAGGUUUUCCAGGCUAAUGCCAGACAUGAAUGCAGUGAAGGUUCGUCUGCCUCCAACAGACACAAAGGUCUGCCAGAUGAUAGUACUGGAACCAACAACUUUGCAGGGGAGGGGAGCUCUGUGGAGACACACGUAAAGCAGCCACUUAAUGCACUUUGCAGAGCAAAUUGCUGCAGGAUCACUAGAUGAUGUUUGCCGCCCCCUUUGCCCAUUAGCUUUGAAAUCUUGGGCAUACUGUAGCACUGGAACCAACUUUCUAGUCUAAAUUGUCCGAGUCAGCAUUUACAGCAAAUGUAACCAUGAUCAUUCAUAAUAAAAUUUUCUUCCUUGAAUGUUUUAUUCAAUGAUUUUAACUUAGACAUAAAAAUCACUGAACACAUCACUUAUUUGGAAACUUGUGAGUAUAGGUAAAAAAAAAGUGAGAUACACACUGAGUAUACAUAAAUAUUCACUCCCAGCCCAUAUUUCUCCUUGACACCCUAUUUUAAUUCUCAAUUCAUUUACCUUUUUACCUGUAUGCUUUCUGCAUCUCCUUGCUCUCCAAGCUGGCAUUCCCUUGCAGCAUAAAAGAACAGUAGGAAUUUCUGGUUAAGAAGUUGCAUAGUAGUUGGUUGAUCCUAAGUGAAGCCAGUAUUAACACAAAUGUCUGACUUGACUAAUCUUAUUUCUUUUGAACUCUGCUGCCUACCCAGGCCACCUUUCAUAAUUCUUAUCUGGGGUAGAAUGAGGCAUAGCUUGAACAGGUUUAGUUACCCUUAACAGCUCUGAAGCUGUUCAGGCAAGAAGAAACAGAACACAAUGGCUAGUAAGUUUAGGAGAGACCCUUCAAAGAAGAACUGGCCCACAUGUCUUGUAGAGAUGGUAUUUUUUCAAAAAUCUUGGUGUACUGAAAGCUCCAGAACAUUGUAAGCAAUAACUAUUUAUGCAUAUACUCUUAUGUAUGCCUAAUAAAUAAAACUCAUUUAAACACAGACACACAUUUAAAAACACAGGUACAAAAUGGAUUACAUUUAGAGUGUACUGAGAAUUUUCUUGCAUUACUGAUAAUUAUUUUCUUCAUACUAAUAUAAUCCCCUGCUUUUUAGUAAUUUUUCUGUGCUUAUCAAACAUAGUUGGUCCCCAGGCUUUCUUAAGUUAAUAUAAGGAUGUGCAUGAAACUGCAUACAAUAUACAAGCCUUCUAAGGAAAAAAAAAAUCCAACAGAAAAAGUAACAAAGGCUCAUGCCCAAAAUAAUCAGGCUGUAAUAUUCUCAGGUUACAUAUAAUCCCUUGUAUUUCAUUACUAGGCACUCGCUCACUUGCUUGUGUGUGCGCUCUCUCUCUCUCUCUCUCUCAUUUCCAUCUACAGUGUUUAAUUCUGGGCAAUAUUAUGGGGUGUAUUUUAUUUAUUUAUUUAAAACAUUUCUAUGCCG
This is a messenger RNA of Varanus komodoensis (Komodo dragon), 3354 nucleotides long. It is a transcript of the gene FGGY, whose product is annotated as FGGY carbohydrate kinase domain containing. Gene Ontology annotation, molecular function: phosphotransferase activity, alcohol group as acceptor; kinase activity. NCBI's taxonomy places the organism in Eukaryota, Metazoa, Chordata, Lepidosauria, Squamata, Varanidae. The record is from RefSeq and is a predicted model, not a curated record. Gene Ontology annotation, biological process: carbohydrate metabolic process. Bases 109 to 1803 code for a protein of 564 amino acids. The transcript is spliced from 17 exons.